Messenger RNA from Oryza brachyantha (malo sina), 603 nucleotides. Its product is annotated as 60S ribosomal protein L36-3-like. The transcript is spliced from 4 exons. Gene Ontology annotation, cellular component: ribosome; cytosolic large ribosomal subunit. Bases 92 to 421 code for a protein of 109 amino acids. Gene Ontology annotation, molecular function: structural constituent of ribosome. The record is from RefSeq and is a predicted model, not a curated record. Lineage: Eukaryota; Viridiplantae; Streptophyta; Magnoliopsida; Poales; Poaceae. Gene Ontology annotation, biological process: cytoplasmic translation.
CUCUAGGGUUUCUCCUUGUACGCAGCCGGCGGCUUAGGGUUUUGAAGCUCCCGGCCAUCCAAGGUCACAGGAGCGGGGAGGGGUCCCCGCCAUGGCGCCGCAGCCCAAGUCGGGGCUCUUCGUCGGCAUCAACAGGGGGCACGUCGUCACCAAGCGCGAGCUGCCGCCUCGCCCGUCCGACCGCAAGGGGAAAAAUACCAAGAGGGUGAAUUUUGUCAGAGGCUUGAUUAGGGAGGUAGCCGGAUUUGCUCCAUAUGAGAAGCGCAUCACCGAGCUUCUUAAGGUUGGAAAGGACAAGCGUGCACUGAAGGUCGCAAAGAGAAAACUUGGUACCCACAAGAGAGCAAAGAAGAAGAGAGAGGAGAUGGCAGGUGUUAUCAGGAAGAUGAGGUCUGCUGGUACCACUGACAAGAAGAAAUAGAAGUUCCAAGUUGAGAAUUCUUUUGCAAUCUUUAAUGUAUUAAAUUCAUAUAGCAUGCUCUAGACCUGAGGUGCUCCGUUGAGAACAUUGCGACGCUAGUCCUGCGUAACAUGAUUUUUUGAUACUACAGUGACUAAUACUCUGGCCAUUGUUCUGGUUAGUGGUUACCCACGAUUUUGUUU